Molecule: messenger RNA, 3819 nt
Organism: Orbicella faveolata
Lineage: Eukaryota; Metazoa; Cnidaria; Anthozoa; Scleractinia; Merulinidae
Product: beta-TrCP-like
Molecular function (GO): protein dimerization activity
Source: RefSeq, a predicted model, not a curated record
GUGAUGUCACGAUCUCAGGAAGGUUCGCUAUCAAACAGAAGGAAGAGAGUUUUUUCGGACUUCUAAAAAAACUUCGGUAUUUUAGAACUAUGGAGGACGAGAUGAUUGAUUACGGCUUCGAAGAAGAUAGUGUUAUGGUUAUCGAUGGCGACGAGGAAAAGUCCAGUGAGAAGGAGAGCGAAAGAAGCCGAGAACUUUUCAUUCAACAAAGUGAAGCUUGUGCCAAGCAUUUUGAGAAAUGGUCAGAAACCCAACAAGUCGAAUUUGUAGAAUAUCUGCUCUCCAAAAUGUGCCAUUACCAACACGGACAUAUCAAUUCGUAUCUAAAGCCCAUGUUGCAAAGAGAUUUUAUAACUGCUUUACCUGCUAAAGGUUUGGACCAUAUAGCUGAAAAUAUCCUGUCCUUUUUGGAUGCCACUUCCUUGUGUGCUGCAGAAAGAGUUUGCAAGGAAUGGAACAGAGUAAUUUCAGAUGGAAUGCUGUGGAAAAAGCUCAUUGAAAGAAAAGUCCGAACAGAUCCUUUGUGGAGAGGAUUAUCAGAAAGAAGAGGAUGGGGCCAGUAUUUAUUCAAAGCUCAAGUACCAGACCCCCCUACCAAUGCUUUCUUUAGGAGACUGUAUCCUAGAAUAAUAGAGGACCUUGAGACAAUUGACACAAAUUGGCGUUGUGGUCGCCAUGUUCUUCAUCGCAUCCUCUGCCACAGUGAGAAUAGCAAAGGAGUCUACUGCUUGCAGUAUGAUGACCAGAAAAUAGUUAGUGGACUUAGAGAUAACACAAUUAAGGUAUCACUGCUCAUGCGUAAUAGAAUUUUUCGUGAUGUCACGAUCUCAGGAAGGUUCGCUAUCAAACAGAAGGAAGAGAGUUUUUUCGGACUUCUAAAAAAACUUCGGUAUUUUAGAACUAUGGAGGACGAGAUGAUUGAUUACGGCUUCGAAGAAGAUAGUGUUAUGGUUAUCGAUGGCGACGAGGAAAAGUCCAGUGAGAAGGAGAGCGAAAGAAGCCGAGAACUUUUCAUUCAACAAAGUGAAGCUUGUGCCAAGCAUUUUGAGAAAUGGUCAGAAACCCAACAAGUCGAAUUUGUAGAAUAUCUGCUCUCCAAAAUGUGCCAUUACCAACACGGACAUAUCAAUUCGUAUCUAAAGCCCAUGUUGCAAAGAGAUUUUAUAACUGCUUUACCUGCUAAAGGUUUGGACCAUAUAGCUGAAAAUAUCCUGUCCUUUUUGGAUGCCACUUCCUUGUGUGCUGCAGAAAGAGUUUGCAAGGAAUGGAACAGAGUAAUUUCAGAUGGAAUGCUGUGGAAAAAGCUCAUUGAAAGAAAAGUCCGAACAGAUCCUUUGUGGAGAGGAUUAUCAGAAAGAAGAGGAUGGGGCCAGUAUUUAUUCAAAGCUCAAGUACCAGACCCCCCUACCAAUGCUUUCUUUAGGAGACUGUAUCCUAGAAUAAUAGAGGACCUUGAGACAAUUGACACAAAUUGGCGUUGUGGUCGCCAUGUUCUUCAUCGCAUCCUCUGCCACAGUGAGAAUAGCAAAGGAGUCUACUGCUUGCAGUAUGAUGACCAGAAAAUAGUUAGUGGACUUAGAGAUAACACAAUUAAGAUAUGGGACAAAAACACUUUAGAAUGUGUGAAAGUGUUAACAGGCCACACUGGAUCUGUUUUGUGUCUUCAAUAUGAUGAGAAUGUUACAGUGACUGGUUCAAGUGAUUCCACAGUCAGAGUAUGGAAUGUCCAUACUGGCGAAAUGUUGAACACAUUGAUCCAUCAUUGUGAGGCUGUGCUUCAUCUAAGAUUUCAGGAAGGAAUGAUGGUGACCUGUUCAAAGGAUCGAUCCAUAGCUGUGUGGGAUAUGCAGUCGCCUACUGACAUAAACCUGAGGAGAGUACUGGUUGGACACAGAGCUGCUGUUAAUGUAGUGGACUUUGAUGACAAGUACAUUGUGUCUGCAUCUGGAGACAGAACUAUAAAGGUGUGGAGCACGUCCACUUGUGAGUUUGUCAGAACCCUGAAUGGACACAAGCGUGGAAUAGCUUGUUUACAGUAUCGGGAUCGUUUGGUUGUUAGUGGUUCUUCAGAUAAUACUAUAAGAUUAUGGGACAUUGAAUGUGGAGCAUGUCUUAGAGUCUUAGAAGGCCAUGAGGAAUUAGUCAGGUGUAUUCGCUUUGACAACAAAAGGAUAGUUAGUGGAGCUUAUGAUGGGAAAAUCAAAGUGUGGGAUCUUCAAGCUGCUUUAGAUCCAAGAGCUCCAGCAGGGACGCUGUGCCUUAGAACUCUUGUGGAACACAAUGGCAGAGUUUUCAGGCUGCAGUUUGAUGAUUUUCAGAUAGUGAGCAGUUCCCAUGAUGACACAAUUCUCAUGUGGGAUUUCCUUAAUUACUCGCCGGACCAGAAUGGAAAGGGAACAGUCACCACCUUAAGAUGACCUGUUUUAUAGUCAAGUCUUAGUCUUCUGUUUAUUGUAUCUUUGUACAAAAAAGUCUCUUGAGGUUAAGAUAGCUGUAUAUACUUUAUUUGUUGGUGUAAGGUAGUAAAUCACAUGGCAUCUGAGUGCUUGUAGAUACUUAAGUAAUACAGAAAGUUUACUAUUUUCCAGGAUAAAGCCAUGAAGGGGUAAUGUUAGCCCACAUAACGGUGGUUAAGCUUGCAGCUGUUAUAUUAUGUUAAACAUUUAGGUCACUAUUACAAUUAGGGGAACAAGGCCUGUAGAGCUAGACAAUAAUGGCAAAUUUGUGUUACGUGCCAAAAAUAGCAACAACAUGCCAAAAGUUGUUGCUGUGCAACUUGGGUUAUUUGGCAACCGCUUACUACUUCAGGCAUUGUGUAAAAUGACGUGAUUAAAAUCUCCCCAACAGAAUUCCAUGCACCCCAGUCAUUCACCUUUAAGGACCUCCAUAAGCCAUCUACCUCUAUCAGAUAAGAUAUAGUGACUCUCUAAAACUGAUAUUUUCUACUUUGUGGAAAUAAUACAUGGAUCCAAAGACUUGAAACUCUUUACACAAUCAUAAAGUGAGACUUUGUUUCUGUAGCAGGCAAGUGGCAUUUUACAGUUGCCUGUGAAAAAACUCUAUUUAAUUGUAGCAACUUGAUUUGUCUGACCAAAUGAUCCUAGGUUUCCUCACUAUGUUUUGAUUAAUUUUUCUUAUUCUUCUACAACAACUUAGUUGAAAGAUAAAACUCUUGGUAUGUACACCACUGUUAAUGUUGGUUGAUUUACUAUAGGUGCCCAACACAUUGUGUUACAUUUGAAUGCUGGCUUGGGGCUUUACACUGAUUACCAGCAACUCGGGCGAAGCAAUGUGAUAUGAGGGUCAUUGCUGUUCAUGGGUGACUUCUUCACCCUCUUCAAAAAAGAGUUUCCUUGCUUGACAGAUUUUUGUCAAAACUUUGAUUCUGCUAGGCUCACCUCUGCCUUGUUUACUGCUAAUACAAAAUAAAGAUUAAUGAAGCAAAUAAUUUAAAUUAUGCUUGUACUUGUAAAACAAGAGUUUUUGUGGCAUUAAGUAAUUAUAUGGAGUCACUGCUCUACAAAUUGGCCAUAAAUUAAAGACAUUUCCUUCUGUUGGUAGACUGAAACUUCCAGCAUUUCUGAGAAUUCCUAAUAGUAAUGGUCUUUGCUCCAGUACUUUUACUUUUACAGUCAUAAACAGAAAUUUCAGGGGGUGGUUGUGAGCUUUUCUGAGGAGGGAUGGGGCAUUUCUUUGUUUUCUCAUUACUGAUGUAAAAAAAAAAGCAAAAACUUGAGAACUAGUUCAUGUAAUUAAUUAGGCUGUACAGUUUCAUCGAGAACCAAUAAUAAAAAUUGCAGUUUGCUAAUGUUUUGUGCA